Messenger RNA from Penicillium cosmopolitanum, 1893 nucleotides. RefSeq lists its product as uncharacterized. NCBI's taxonomy places the organism in Eukaryota, Fungi, Ascomycota, Eurotiomycetes, Eurotiales, Aspergillaceae. The transcript is spliced from 2 exons. The record is from RefSeq and is a predicted model, not a curated record. Bases 1 to 1893 code for a protein of 630 amino acids.
AUGUACUCACCCCUGAGACCGACUCGCUCAUACUCUCUUUACUCAAGCGGACUUGACCCCGAGCUCAAAGCCCGUUGCUACGGGAGAAAGGAUUCCAAACAGGAUUCCAAAAAGGACUCAGACCAAAGCACGUCUGAGAAGCGCAAGCGUGAGGUGUCCCCGACUGACAUUCCAAACCCGAAGGGAAGUAGCUACGGUAUGGACGAUGACUUUUUUGUCUUCACUGAGGAAGAGUAUGCCGAAGAGGAAAAGCGCCAGGCUGAAGAGCAAAAGCGCAAAGCCGAGGAGGAAGAACAUGCCGAAGCUGGCGCACCUUCCGCCAAGAAAAUCCGUGUUGAUCAACCAAAGUGGCCCAGUCGCCGUUCUACUCACCGUUCAUCCACGAAAGUUUGCGCUGGAGCUUCGUCGCCUUCACAACAACCUGGAUUCCAACCAAACCGCCGGCAGACAUAUGAACCGACCCCUCUGGAGACGAUCGAAUCCAGUCGUUUGCUAGAAGAAGCCGAGGCUCACUCCGAGGCCCAAACCGCCACAGAUUCGAAUGCUGUGCACCCGGAUCCUAGUUCUGAUACGCCUGGUGAGUACCAGGUCCCAGGAUCAUUUUCAUACUAUUCCCCACCCCUUCGCCCCCCCGGAUUUACGCACCGGACCUCUCAGACUGCCACCCCGAAUGAACAUGGAAUAUCCGAAGUCCCCCACAAUUCUUCACCUCCAUCCUCUCCUCCAAGGAUUCCGGAGGAGUUUCCCUCGAGUUCCUCCCCUCCGUCUUCCCCUCCGUCUUCUCCCCCAGCAGUUCCGCAGGAGAUCACUCGAGGACCAGAUUCUAUCCCGAAUCCACACGGGACAUUUGAAGUCCCUUCCAGCUCUUCAGAUGUUGAAAUGAUGGACGUCUCAGAUACUGACCAUCCAACUCAAGUCUCGAAUUCCGUGUCUCGUGACACGAUAAACUGGCCCACACAAGCCGACCUCGCCGAGGCAAGAGAGCUCGGGCCCGGCAUUGUCAACGGUAUGUCUCAAGCUCAUCUUUUUGCCAUGUGGAAUCGCAGGCGUCGCAGAGAGCGCAGAGAGCGCGAAAACCGACCUAUGAGACGAGCCCCUGGAACGAUCAACAACCAAAGUGAAGAUCCUACCAACUCGACAUUGCUAGGUUCCUCUCAAAUUUCUGGUGAAGAUGAUCUUCUCCCCCCCUAUGGAGAAGCCAUCAGAAAUGCGACAGGCAACAAUGAAACCUCAAUUCCCCUUACGUCUGACCCCUUGGACGAACCUCCGGACGCCGUUGUGAAUUUCAACCCAGACGGUACACUCGCUGAUGAUCAAGUUGCUGCCGCAGUUUCCGACUCGGACGAUGAAUCGCCGUUGACCCGCGCUCGCACCAAAGCUGAACAAUUCAAACCGAAGACCCCGAGUCGUCUGCGUGAAGCUCACCGCUUCUCUUCCAGCAUGACUCGUACCUCGCCCUUUUCCCAGGCCGACAUUGCCCCUCCUGUUUUCGAUCGCCAAGAACCCGCUCCGCCGCCAGCAUUUGAUAACCAGCCAGCAUCCGAGAACCAGCCAGCACCCGAGAACCAGCCAGCACCCGAGAACCCCCCCCGCUUUUUUGACACAUUUGAGGAAAUAGAGAGAGAAGCCAACGCCGAUUGGCUCUACAGGCAAUGCCCCAGCGGGGACUUGCGCCAGCUGAGAUGGCCGCCGAAGAUCAGUCUCAUCGAUCAGAUUCGCUCCCAUGGAGUCGAUCUCACCGAUGAGGAUAUUGCCAUUGCGGACGAAGCCUGGAAUGACCCGGUUCAACGAGAGAUAGAUUUGAAUGCGAUGCGGACUGUGCUCGCGACAUCCAUGAGCAAGCCUGACGGUGCUCCCGUUGACAUGUCUGCAUGGGAUUCACGACCCCAGUAA